AUUGAACAGUUGUCAGAUUGGUUGAUUGUUUCUUAUGUAUAUGUACCAAAAUAUUAAUUAUUACAGGUUGUUUUUAGCCAAAAGAAUAAAGCCAUAUGUAAUGUAUGUUGGCUGUUUUUGAGCGAUUUGUAGUGCAGAUGUAUGCUGACCGAGAAAGUAGGAUACAAGAUGAUACCCUCAUACUUAAUGGAAUGGAAAACCGGACUGAGAAAACGGAACAAAAUAAACAUCUCUUGGUUGUGUAUAGAGACCUUCGAUUACAGUGCAUCACAGCACUUCAGAAUCUGAAUGAUCAAAUAACAAUGUGGUGGGAAGAGUGUGAGAAACAUCCAAACUUAAUACAAGAACUGAAUAAUCAGUCUUUGGAAAUACAGAAAAUAAGAGAAGCUGUGCAUGUGGAUAAAACAUUAUUGUCACAAUAUGACCAUAAAGCAAAGACACUUUUAAGGGACUACAUAGGACUGAUGCAUAAAUGGAGACCUGAAAUGGAUAACAAAGAGCCAUAUUUCUUCAAAUUUUCAUAUCACAGUGAUGGCUUGAUGACAGGAAAUUUUGAUGGAUGUUCCAAGGAAGGGGAAGACAAAAUUGGGGCUAUGUGCACAAUCCUGCCUCUGGAAUAUGAGGACAAGUUGGCAUACUAUAAAGAUCAUAUUGCCCAGUUACAUGACAUGAAGAACAAAAUCAGAAGGGAAACAUUAGCAGAAAGAAAAAAACUGUAUGAACUUUUCACAGCAGAAGUUUCUCGGGUAGGUGCAGCUGAUAGUACAUUCUGCAACCUUAGCCAACAGUUGGUGUCUACUUACAAAAAUGUGUAUGCAAAGAAAAUGGAUUGGUUAGAGGAGGAGGAAAGUCUACUUCAAACAGUCAACAAACUGUAUUCAAUAAGCCAGAGUGAAGCAGUUGAAAAAGCAGAGAACACAAAGCUCAAGAAUUCACAAAGAGACCAAGAGCAAAAUACAAAGUACUGCAAUGAACUUGAAGUAAUGCUUGAGAGUUACAAGAAGAAAUGCCAAGCAAUUGAAAGAACAUCACAGACCGCUAGGAGAGAAACUGAUAGACAGCAGAGUACACUGCAGGAAGACAUACAGAAACUAACAUUUGUAGUAAAACAACUUAGUAAACGGCUAAAAGAACUGGAUGUGAAAAGACAGGAGCAAGUUAAACGUUUUCAUCAUAAUAUGAACUCACUUUAUAAACGCCUGAAAGCGGUGGAACAGAGUAUACAUAAGAAUUUCACUGAAAGGUCCAAAGAUCAUGACUUACUUGACAAAGAAAUUUCAGCAGCAGCUGAGAUCAUGUUGAAGAAUGGACAGUUGCUACAAAUGGAACUGGAAGAUUUAAUUCAAGAUGUUCUUAGAAUGCAAUCUAAUGUUGAUAAAGCUAAAAUAUAAAUUGGGAAUUUAUAAUACUGUGGUGGAAAUGUGAAUGCAAUUUUAGAUGUAUUAAUUUUAUUGACAUUUUUAUGUUUAUUACUAUUUUAAUCAUCGUAAUUUUUGGGUUGUUGCUUAUAAGUUACUGAAAAGUUGUUGUCAAAUGAUCAUAU
Molecule: messenger RNA, 1543 nt
Organism: Schistocerca nitens (vagrant locust)
Lineage: Eukaryota; Metazoa; Arthropoda; Insecta; Orthoptera; Acrididae
Exons: 8
Coding region: 105-1391 (428 amino acids)
Source: RefSeq, a predicted model, not a curated record